This is a messenger RNA of Auxenochlorella protothecoides, 300 nucleotides long. RefSeq lists its product as hypothetical. Bases 1 to 300 code for a protein of 99 amino acids. Lineage: Eukaryota; Viridiplantae; Chlorophyta; Trebouxiophyceae; Chlorellales; Chlorellaceae. The record is from RefSeq and is a predicted model, not a curated record. The transcript has 3 exons.
AUGGUUGUCGUCUAUCGCCUGGGCAACCACAUCCCCAUUCCAGGCACGCAGACCCUGGUCUUAGAUGGCACCGGCAUGGCCGAGCGGUUUGCUGCUCUGCUGGGAAGCGACACGCCGGCCAACAUCUUCAUCCUGAGCGUCGGUCCGCUCAUGAACGCCCACCUGGUAAUGGGGGCGCUCCAGCUCCUGACCCCGGUGAAACAGCACUUUGCCAUGCUCCACCAGCAGGGCCAGGAGCAUGUGGUCCAGAGCUACACCACCACCCUGUUCUUCAUCUCGGCGUUCCUGCAGGUGCACUAG